AUGCACCUUGCUCGCCUCGGAGUGUCCGCGCUUCAGUCACGCCGGUUGGCGCCGCGGACGUGGCUCGAGCUGUUCUGGCUCGCUGACGGAAACUACCAAGGCCCUGCCGGGCUCUCCAGCGUCAUCGUCGGCAUGUGGACGGCGAAGUCCUUCGUAUCCUCGACAUUCGUGAUUUUCUCCCUCACAUGCCUUACGGCGCUCGUCACCCCCAUCGUCCUCACCCGCGCUUAUCCCGUUUCCACCGUCGAUGUCCAGCAGCAUGUGACGGUCAUACCGAAUGCCAUGGCCCCCUCACGGCUGGAAGCUAUCGACGCGUAUGCCCAGCUGGCAAUCGGCUCGGGUGCAUGGACCAGCGGCAUGACGGUCGACGGCAUUUACAACACCAGUGUCUUCACGCCGGCGGGCGUCAAUCGGGACGGGAGCAGCACGAUCGAGGACUUCUUCUUCGCCGGAGACGUUUCGGGAGCAGACGUCAUCCUCCCUGGCAUACGGGUUCAGGGAUCGUGCAACAAAGUAGACGAGGAUCCAUUCAGUGCCGGCGAUACCGUCACGCCAAACUUGGUUUGCCAAGCAGGCUUCCCUGGUUGGAACGCGUCGCUGAGCGACGACUGGGGUCUCGGCAAGUUUAGGGUCACGCCCGCUGGAGGUGUCAAUGUGUCCGCGGUGUAUUGCAUGAACACCACCUGGGGUUCGAGCUGGACCGACACGCCAGACUCCACCGGUAUCACCGGCUACAUCUGGUUCGACGUCUCGAACGGGACGUUCCUGGACGUACCAGAUUCAGUGGAGACCACCGGGCUGGUGACAUGCCACACGAUGGUGUCGACUGGGAAUGCUCUACUGAACGGACGCCAAGGCACAUAUGAGUCCUUCAACGAAACGAUGUUGUACAACGCCAGCCAGGCCCAAAGUGGCGAGCCGCUCCUCCAACCCCUCUACGCCGCCAUCUGGAACCUGCAAAACACGGCCGACACGGACGAAGCUCAGGCGGCCGUGCUGGCCAUGCUCGACUACGUGGCGGACUACGAUGGCAGCGGCUCGGUGACCUACACCCAGCCUUCCGUCACCGGGCUUGCCGCGCAGAUGUGGAAGGGCGCGACGCACAUGGCCGCCGCCGUCAGCCUGGCCGCGCGCAGGACCGACCAAGUCUUUCCGGGGUUGCAAUAUGACACCGUGUCUGGGCGCAUACGCAACGACAUGCUCGCCGCGGUGUCCUUCGCCCUCCUUGGGCUUUGGGCACUUCUGCUCCUCUACUGCACUGUGCGGAUGUUCCGUCCUACGUUUGGUGACAGCCUCGCCAGCUACGUCCCUGCGCGUCUGGCGCUGGACAGACCGGAGUUGGUUGGCGCCGAGCGAUCUGGACAGUUGGCAGACAACGGGCUGCUGCGGAAGAAAUUCGGUUACGUUGACAAGACGUCCGCACAAGUGGUACCUCCACAUGUGCAGAAGUCAUAG
Molecule: messenger RNA, 1455 nt
Organism: Punctularia strigosozonata HHB-11173 SS5
Lineage: Eukaryota; Fungi; Basidiomycota; Agaricomycetes; Corticiales; Punctulariaceae
Exons: 1
Coding region: 1-1455 (484 amino acids)
Source: RefSeq, a predicted model, not a curated record